Mytilus trossulus (common blue mussel) is the source of this 847-nucleotide messenger RNA. RefSeq lists its product as uncharacterized. The transcript has 3 exons. Bases 27 to 818 code for a protein of 263 amino acids. Lineage: Eukaryota; Metazoa; Mollusca; Bivalvia; Mytilida; Mytilidae. The record is from RefSeq and is a predicted model, not a curated record.
CGCAAUCUCUACAUGAUCUAUUGAAUAUGUUAAAGUUCUUUAUUCUUGUUUUGGGGAUAUUAUUCGUAUAUGGAAGCGAUAAUAUCGACAAACAAUCUUCCAAACGACUUCUUUUAAAUGACCCUGACGUGAUUGGUAACCGAUUAGCACAUAUUGAGUCAACCCUGCAAACUGUUACUAGAUCGUUGACGGAUUUAGAGACAAGGUACAGUCACCAAGAAGGUGUUAUUAGUGGUUUACAAAAGGAACUGGAAGUUGAAAGGACUAAAUCUCAAAUCCAUGGUUCCACAUAUAUUCGAUGGGGACGAGGUGAUUGUUCAGGAACAAAUACAGAUCUAGUUUAUUCAGGUUAUGCUGUAGGAGAGAAAUACAUUUACAGCAGUGGCUAUAAAGGAGGUGCAUCAAAUAUGCUCUGCUUGCCAACCGACCCAGAACUCAGCAAUAAUACUGCAUCUUCAAGUGAUAGUUAUAUGUAUGGAACAGAAUACCAAGAUAGUCAUUUUGGAUCAAUUGUUGACGAGGACGUGACAUGUGCAUUAUGUCGCAGUACAAACACAUCUUCAUCUGUCAUGUUCCCAAGCAGAAAAAACUGCUACUCCGGAUGGAAAGAAGAAUAUAGUGGCAUAAUUGUAUCUAGUGCCUAUUCUCAUAACCCGUCUCCGUAUAUAUGCGUAGAUUCUCAUCCAACAUUCGUCACUGGAGGCAAAAGAAGUAACGACGACCAUAUGCUUUACAUCACUAAAAUGCGUUGUGGAUCUUUACCGUGUCCACCGUACGUUGACAACGUCCAGGUGUAUUGUGUUGUCUGCUCAAAAUGAAAUAAGAAUAUUAAUCUUUGUAACUUUUA